AUGCAACUUAUAGCUCUCCUUCUAACCGCUGCUGUGGCCCUGGGCUGUGCCCCUCCUCUAGAGCUUGAAUUCCCUGAGCGGAACGGAGACAUCAUUUCGCUCGACGAGCCGCAGACAAUCGAAGGCGAAGUCGAUAUGAACUACAAAGAGUAUGAUCGAGGACGCCCUUGCAACACCGACGAAGACCUCAAGAGCAAUGAAGCUGUCUUCAUCCUCGAGGACGGCGCAAUCCUUUCGAACGUAAUCAUCGGCUCAGACCAGCUCGAAGGGAUCCACUGCAAGGGUGCUUGUACCCUGAUCAACGUCUGGUUCCGUGAUGUCUGCGAAGAUGCCGUUUCCAUGCUCGGUAAAGGCGAUGUUUUCGUCGAGGGUGGUGGAGCCAACGCCGCAAUCGACAAGGUCUUCCAACACAACGGAAGGGGAACGGUGACCAUCAAGGAUUUCACCAUCACCAAUGCCGGCACGGUGUACCGCGGAUGCGGUAACUGCACGAACAACGGUGGUCCAAGAUCCGUCAUCUUCAUCGGCCUGAGGGCACACAACGUGACGGAUGCGCUUGCCGGCAUCAACGUCAACUAUGGCGACACUGCAACGAUCUUUGACUCGUGCGGAAGCGACAUCAACAACAUCUGUCAGGAGUGGAAGGGCGUCAACAAGUCCGAGGGCAUCCCGUCCGCCAGGCUCGACUCGAAGGGGUCCUGCCUCGGCGAGCAGGGGAAACUGGACGAGCUCCCCACGUGCUAG
Drepanopeziza brunnea f. sp. 'multigermtubi' MB_m1 is the source of this 744-nucleotide messenger RNA. RefSeq lists its product as uncharacterized. Lineage: Eukaryota; Fungi; Ascomycota; Leotiomycetes; Helotiales; Drepanopezizaceae. The record is from RefSeq and is a predicted model, not a curated record. Gene Ontology annotation, molecular function: pectate lyase activity. Gene Ontology annotation, biological process: pectin catabolic process. Gene Ontology annotation, cellular component: extracellular region.